Messenger RNA from Beauveria bassiana ARSEF 2860, 1950 nucleotides. RefSeq lists its product as uncharacterized. The record is from RefSeq and is a predicted model, not a curated record. Lineage: Eukaryota; Fungi; Ascomycota; Sordariomycetes; Hypocreales; Cordycipitaceae. Bases 1 to 1950 code for a protein of 649 amino acids. The transcript has 4 exons.
AUGGGCGCCAGAAAUCUCCACGUAUUCGAUAUCAGGGCAGCUGCAGAGGGAAUCAUUGGUAAUGGAUCUUUCACCACAGACUGGACCGGCUUUCAGUUCCAAGCCAAUUCGACAAACGCGGUCAUCAACCAGCUACGAUUCGCCACCUCCAAGACGGUACGGCAGUCGAGUAUUAUUCUCGCGAGCUUCAAUGCAGUGGUAGGACUCGUCUUGGCGCUGGGAAUCUUUGGAGACUGCUACUGGUCUGCCAAGAGGGCCGAUCCCAAGAUGAAAUUGAGGACGUCAAUGUAUAAAAUAAUAGGUCCCAUGAAUAUCUUCCCAUUCACUUUGGCAAUCGGAAUAUUCAUUCAAGGGAUCAUUACUGCUGUUGAGCAGUCAAAGGGCCUGCAAGGACUGCUGAUUCUUGGCUGUUUGCCCAUUUCACAAGUCAUGUUGCCCACCAUUUUCAUUGUACCAUAUAUCCAGUUUGUUUUUGGGAUGGAGACCACCGCGCGCGCCUUUCGACGACGGGCCUUUGACAGCUUUGGCAAGUGGACAAUCUCCGUCUGCGUAGCGCUGGUCGUCGUCUCUCUCAUUGCAACAUAUGUAGUCACCCGUGUGGUGCAGCCGCCCAACUUUUGCUUCGCCUCACUAUUUUGGUUCGUGCAAAGGUAUCGAGUUCUAUGCUUUGCCCUCUUUACCAUCAUAUCCGGAAGUCUGCUGCUCGGCAGCGUCAUCACAUUUAUAAGACUCUAUCAAAGCUCGACAGGCGGCGUCAUCGAGAGGAUUGCAGCCUCACGAAUGGUCUACUACAUGUGCAUUGGCGCCAUUACAAACAGCAUUGUGAUACCAUUCUUCGCCAGUCUUACUAUCCACAACGACAUGGAGGUUUCUCAGUUGCGCGGUAAUUUGUCCAUGGCUGCCAUGGUGGCCACCAAUUUGACCGCUCUGACGAAUGGCGGCCUCUACGUUUUCUUGCGUACCUGCCAUAGAAGUAACAUCGGUCGCAAGGGCUAUUUCGAGAUGGAUCGUGAGAAGCAGCAGAAGCAGACGAGGAGGCGGCAGGUUCGCAAAUCACUCAUGGCGGAGACGUAUACGAACCAGAUGGAGCAGCCCGUCUCUCUACCCCCGCGCGUGUACCAGUCAGACUCACCUAGCGGCGCAAACCGCCAAAGCAUGGUUGCGGAAAGCCAGAUUGGCCUAGCGCAGACAUCGAGCGCGACGGGAUCUGUCAACUCUGCCGGUUCGCCAAACAGGUCUCACGCCCGCAAGGCGUCGUACAGUGUCUUUCCGCAGCAGCAACCGCCGCCGCCGCAGCAGCAGCAAACUCCGGCACUCAACGCCAAGCCACUGUCGAUUCUACCCGCCGCCACCUAUACGCCGCCCACGCUCGCCCGUGGCGAAAGUGCCGAGGUGAAUGACGAGGAUCUUGAGGCCAUGGAGAUUGACAUCAUACGGCGGGACAUUUCCAGUCUGCUGCCGCCGAUGCCCGGCUUUGUGCCGAGCCACCAGCGGGACUCGUCUAUGGGGUCCUCUGCUACGGUGCAGAUUGGCCUCCGCCUUUCCAACGUCAACGACAUGCCCCGCACGGCCGACGGCGGCGGUCUUUCGUACCUGCAAGAGCGCAUGCCCACGCCGCGCCCGACUUCGUCCAUCUACCCUCAGACCGUCCGCUCCACCGCGGUGGUGGCGGCGAGGGAACCCGUGUCUCCUCGCAGCUCUGUGCGCGUCGGAAGUACCGUCUGGGUCGACCCGGCCAAGCAGCUGCCGCCGGCGCCACUGCAGCCAGCCAAGAAGGAGCGCAAGCAAAAGGAGCGUGACAGCCAGAUGCUGCUCAGCCCGACGGUGUACAGUCCCGAUGGCCCGGCAAACAGCGCGACCAUGUCGAGCCCGUCGGACAAGGAUCCUCGGAUGUCGCCGUGGGAGCGCACGGGGUCGGUAACGGAGAAGCGGCCCUCGGAAUGGAUUUGA